AUACUUCUGAUGUUCUUAAAUGUUUGAAAUCUCUUAAACCUUCCCAGAGUCUAGGCCCCGAUGGUAUACCUGCCAUUGUUUUAAAAAAAUGUGCUGAUAUUUUAAGUAACCCACUUACAAGCAUUUUCAAUACUUCUUUUUCUAAUAAUAGUGUACCUUCUCUGUGGAAAGAUAUUAAAAUCAUCCCUGUACCCAAGUCUGGUUCUGGAGAUAGUGUUAAGUUUAGACCAAUUGCCAUUACCUCUCCUUUUUUGAAACUGAUGGAGAAAUUACUGUUACAAAAGCUCAUUCCCUCCCUAAGCUUCUCAAACGAUCCAAAGCAGUUUGCUUACAAACAGGGUAGAAGUACUUUGGAUGCUGCUGCUGUGUUUCAUCACAACAUUGUAUCCUCCUUAGACAAAGGGGCCAAGUAUGUCCGUUGUACUUUCCUUGAUUACACAUCGGCUUUUGACUCUGUACCUAGAGGCCUUUUGUUGAACAAGCUUAGCCUUACACAAACUGAGUCCUGGGCUAUCAACUGGCUGCACUCUUACUUCUCCAAUAGGAUGCAGUACACGGUAUAUAAUGGUGUAGCUUCCUCUCCUUUGCUUACUGAAGCUGGUGUUCCUCAGGGUGCUGUUCUCUCGCCGUUUCUCUUUUCCUUCUUCUUACAUGACUUACCUCUCUCAGACGAAAUCAACUUCGUCAAAUAUGCAGAUGACCUGACUGUUUCGCUUCCCGUUAAGUCUCAUUCAGACUGCUUCAAAUUAAAUAGCUUCCUGUCGGACAUCAGUCAGUGGUCUAAACUAAAUGGCCUAACGCUGAAUCCCUCAAAAUGCCAGACUGUCGACUUCUCCUUUAGGCACAAACGAGAUCUACAAACACUAGUAAGCACUCAUGAUGUCUGUAGAAUUGAGGGGACUAUAAUUGAAACAAAGUCUAAUGCAAAAUACCUCGGAUUAGUUAUAUCUUCCGACCUUACUUGGUCAUCUCAUAUCCAAAUGAUUUCCAAGAAAGUGUUUCGUCUAACCUACUACAUUAAGAAACUCAGACUAACUGGAGUCACUCAACCUCUGCUUUCACAAUUUGUCAACUCUCGUAUCCUACCUAUUCUACUUUACUGUUCCCCGUUAGUCUUUCCUGGGUUACUGAAAAAGGAUUAUACCAUCCUGAGAAGGAUGUUGAAGGUAGUUAGUAGGACUAGCGGUGUAAAACUCAGUCAGCUCGUCACAACAUUAGUGGAUAAGCAUCUGAAUACAUGUGAGAAAUGGUCUAAAACCAUACUCUCUGACUGCCAACACCCCCUCUAUUCCCAACUCUCUCCUUGCAUCUCAUCAGGUAGAACCAGAAAUCAGUACAAAAUAAUAUAUGCUCGUACAACCAAGUAUAGGAACUCAACGAUACCAUAUUUGGCCCGUGUUCUAAGUGACAGAGACAAUGUUAGGCGUGAAACCUAUGACUUGCUUUGUUGUUAAUAACAUAAUUUUGGCCCUUGUUAUUUCCCCCUUACACUCUCUUAUUUGUACUCCAUAGUGAACAACCUUCUUAAACAUACUUA
This is a messenger RNA of Trichobilharzia regenti, 1537 nucleotides long. The record is from the annotation of a GenBank genome assembly. Lineage: Eukaryota; Metazoa; Platyhelminthes; Trematoda; Strigeidida; Schistosomatidae.